Molecule: messenger RNA, 799 nt
Organism: Botrytis cinerea B05.10
Lineage: Eukaryota; Fungi; Ascomycota; Leotiomycetes; Helotiales; Sclerotiniaceae
Exons: 1
Coding region: 61-585 (174 amino acids)
Source: RefSeq, a predicted model, not a curated record
GAUUCAAAGUUGAGGUUAUAGAAAUAGUAUCUUGUUGCAAUUAAGGUAUCAACAUCAACAAUGACAGAAGUAACAAAAUCAGAGGCGCCCUUGGUGUCCUCAAGGGUGUGUCUGUUCAAAUUUAAGGGAAUCACAAAGAAGAUUCUCUCUGAGAAUACAAGGAAAAGCGAUGAGAAGAUGGGGUCUGCAGAAAAAUCUGGUCAAGAGGUCCAAUACUCGGGUGUGGUAACACGCGGGGAUCUAUGUAAUAAGAGCACCUUGUUAUCUGAGAAGGAACUAGGGAAGAACGAGUUGCUAUCAUUGGAAGAGAUUUGGGAUAACAAUAGCGAAUCUGGAAAAGUACGAAACAAGAAUGGAUUUACAACACUUUGUUCGGCGCAAACACUCGAAAUUUUUGACAAUCUGCUUGCAGCGGAAGAAUACGUGCCAGAAGGUCUCACUACUAAAAAGGUGGAAGAUGGUGAAUCUGAAACUAUUGCAUCGAAAAGUCGCAGCUGUGGAAUUGUGAUUGCUUCUCCAUUAGAAGCGAUUUCGGAAAAGAAAACAUCGACGGCGGCAGAACAUGGUAUGUUAUCGCAGGAGUAAAUUCACUUAGCAGCUGCAAGAGAUGGGGGCAUAAGGGGAAAGGCUACCAAGUGGAACGGGAAGCGUAACGAGAUGACAAGACCGCUAUUAGGGAUCAAUGACGUUGAACUUGAGGUUCGGGCGUGCCAUUAUUGGAAUAUCGACACUCAAUCGUACAUUGAUAUACAUCGUUCAGCGCCAAAAAGAGAAUCCAAGAAAAUGACCAAAAGUCCCA